UCCAAUUCUUGAAAAGAAAAGUCACACAAUUUCAAUUAAAAGAAUAAAAUUAGAGCAAAUCAGAAAUCGUAUCUUAAUACUAAACAAUAAAAUAAACAAAUCUCUAAAUAAGAUAUAUAAACGCAAGGAAUAAUUAUAUUAUAAUCAUGUCAUACGGUGGCGGUUACAAUCCCUACGAGCAAGGUGGAUAUCAACAAGGUUAUUCUGCUCCACCCGGUGCAUAUCCACCACAGAAUGCACAAGUAUCUCCUGAAGUCCAACAAUGGUUUAAUAUGGUCGAUCAAGACCGUUCCGGAAAAAUUAAUGCAGAGGAAUUAAAGGCGGCUUUGACAAAUGGUCGUGGUCAAAAUUUUUCCGAUACGGCAUGCAAAUUAAUGAUUAGCAUGUUCGACAAUGACGCAAGUGGAACUAUUGAUAUUUUUGAAUUCGAAAAAUUAUUCCAAUACAUCAAUCAAUGGCUGCAAGUCUUUAAAACAUACGAUCGUGAUAGCUCCGGACACAUUGAUGAGACAGAAUUGACACAAGCACUCUCCCAAAUGGGUUUCCGUUUCUCACCAGAAUUCGUACAGUUUUUGGUUAAAAAGAAUGAUCCACAAAAUCACAAAGAAAUCUCCGUUGAUCAAUUUAUUGUAUUAUGUGUGCAGAUACAACGUUUUACUGAAGCUUUUAGACAACGUGACACCCAACAGAAUGGUGUUAUCACAAUUGGCUUUGAAGAUUUUCUAACCGUAGCUUUGGGCUGCUCAGUAUGAAAGUAAUUUGCUUGUUUUAAAUAUUGUUAUGUUAAUUUAUUUCAUUCAAUAGUCAUUUAAUUUUUAAACUAACAGUGACGAUCAUUUUCAGCAAAUUAUUUUAAAUUAUUUGCUUAGCUUAAUGGUAAAAUGAAAAAAAAACUGCAUAAAAAUCUUAACUAUAUAUGAAAAUCACUUAAAUAGCACUCGAUGUAAAUCUCUAAAAAUGAUCAAUGUACAAUAAUAUUGGUAACUUCUACAUUUCACAUUAUUUUUUUAAAUAAAAUAUACAAAUGUUUUCAGUACAAACACAUUAAUAAAAUGCUAUAUUUUAUAAAAUUUAAA
Calliphora vicina (urban bluebottle blowfly) is the source of this 1076-nucleotide messenger RNA. It is a transcript of the gene Pef, whose product is annotated as Peflin. The record is from RefSeq and is a predicted model, not a curated record. Lineage: Eukaryota; Metazoa; Arthropoda; Insecta; Diptera; Calliphoridae. The transcript has 4 exons. Gene Ontology annotation, biological process: COPII vesicle coat assembly. Gene Ontology annotation, molecular function: calcium ion binding. The coding region runs from base 147 to 752 and encodes 201 amino acids.